AUGAAUGCGAAGGUAUUGGAAUUGGCGAAUGAAUUAAAACUAUUAAUUGAAUCGAUUUACCCAAAAUAUGAUUUAUUAUGUAAAUCAAGUUACCAUCAUUUUAAUGGUAGACAAAUUAGAAUGACAAAUAUCUUAAAUGGAUUACUGGGAACUUUAAAAUUAAUAAUAAAGUGUACUGAUUGUAAUAAAAAAAUAAUGGGAAUUAAGGCAUGGAAUCAAUUUAAUAUUGAUUUGCUAAAAGAUGAAGAUGAUCUUAUCUAUUAUUUAUUAGAGAAAACAAUUGAUUUAUUAAUAGUACUUUCCGAUAGAUUAGAAAAAAAAAAUGAAAAAGAAAGUAAAAAGUUAAUUCAAGAAUCAUAUGAAAUUCUGACUCACAUAGAUGUUAGAUUAAAUAGAAUUGUAUUAUGCAAUGGUUGCAAAGAAAAGAAAAUCAUUGAUUUAGCAGAAUCAAAACGCAAAGGGAUCAUUAAAUCAGAGAAAUACUUGUCAGAUUCAAAAAAUUAUAAACACCAUUUAAAUGCAUUCUAUACUAGUCGCCCGCUUGGUAGAUUAAUUAAGCGGGCUAAUUUACAACCUACAUCAAUAGAUUUUGAUGAUGAUUCAUCAAAUAACAACAUUCAACCAAAUACUUUAAUUGAAUACAAUCUUGACAGUGAUGCUUCAGUAUAUAUGCCAAUGCAUAUGUAA
Molecule: messenger RNA, 687 nt
Organism: Entrophospora candida
Lineage: Eukaryota; Fungi; Glomeromycota; Glomeromycetes; Entrophosporales; Entrophosporaceae
Source: the annotation of a GenBank genome assembly